CCUUCCAGGAAAUGACAGCAGACGGGUGUACGGGUGUAUGUCUACCUGACCAACGUCCCGUUGCUCAUACCACAGGUUGAACUGCCUUUGACAUGAAUACAGACAACUUGCCAACAUACAUCUCUCUGAAUGACCUUGCCUGGACGAGGCAACUGGCGAGGGAUGAUGAUGACACACAGGAAGCCCAUGUACCAGAUGCUGAAGUACUGUUCGGAACUCUCACUGGAACCUUUGAAAAAUCAUCAAGUUGCCCUUGGAUCAACAGCCAUGAGUCGGUAUCACUGGAGUAUGAGAACGUUCUAUGGAGAAGGGAAAGAGUAACAAUCUUCAACAGCAGCAGGAUGUGUCUGGGUAUACUCAAUCCACCUCUUGAUGUCCCCAUGAUGAGAAUCAAAGCUGAUCGUGUAGCAAGAGUCGAAGCAGACACACUUCUCGUCAAUGAAAACAGUAAAACCGUGCCUAUCCAGCUUACAUUGUACGGACCUACUUGGAACAAAGACAAGUGCACAAUGAUCUUAAAUGCAGCCACGGCAGCCUUCAACGUGGCCGAGGGACAGAGAGUACCAAUAGGUGUGGGCAACCAUGUCUUCAAUAACGAGGAUAUACAAGCUGCUGUUCCACACUUUGCAGCAAGACCUGUUGCGGCACCCUUCGCUGGGCUAGAAGCCAACCACCACACAAACGUUGACAGUCAUCGGCAGAGGUUCACGCCAGUUGAGGUUAGCAAUGCUGUAGACCAGCUGUUUGGAACACUCAACGAAGGGGACAAAACUACAGAACAAGAACCGACAGAGGCUGUGAGGACGCCCCUGUACCAGCACCAGAAGCAAGCCCUUCACUGGAUGAUAGGCCGGGAAAACAAAUAUCAGCUGCCACCAUUCUGGGAGAUAACAGACAGUGGCCAUUAUUACAACAGAGUACUGAAUCAUAGUACUUAUGAAAAGCCACCAAGUGUUCGAGGCGGUAUUCUGGCCGAUGAUAUGGGCCUGGGAAAGACACUGGAAAUCAUUUCUCUGGUACUGACAAACUUUGUGGACAAUCGACCACUGGCUGUUCCUUUGCCUGACACACAACGAGACAGAAGAGAAAAGUUCCUCAACAAGAGGGAUCAGAAGCACCUGACAAAGACGACACAGUGUCUUCCAAAGUUACGUUUUGGGAAGCCUGAUAGUGCCAAUGUUGAGAUUGUUAGCGUUUCAUCAGAUGCAGACCAACGUCGGGGACACAGUGAGAGUGUUGGUAGAAUGAAGGAUGUUGAUGCAUCGGGUAGGAACCUACAGGGUACGACCCCAAAGGGCAUGCGUAAAGAAAACUACAAAUCUCCAUAUGACGACGACGACGACGACGACGACGACGACGACGACGAUGAUGAUGGUGAUGAUGAUGAUGAUGAUGAUGAUGAUGAUGAUGAUGAUGAACUGUCUGAUCUUUAUGACGAGACAUUCUGUUAUGAAGGAUCUGCCGAGGAAGACCCUGACGUAAUGAUUGUUGGCGUCUCAUCGAAUGUAGACAAACGAUGGGAAUGCUGUGAGAGUGUUGAGAGAAUGGAGGACGAUAUGGAUGCAUCAGAUUUCAUGACAGCCAAUCAUUGUGAUGAAAUGGGGAGGAGUCUCAGUGAAAAUGAUCAGCCACGUGGUACACUGAUCAUUUGUCCUAUGUGUGUCCUCAGUACCUGGCAGGAUCAGUUUGUGGAGCAUAUUCACCCUAACGUCCACAUUGACGUCUAUCCUUACCAUGGCAGUCAGCGUUGUAAAGAAUUCAGUUUUCUUGAGAGGAAGGAUGUCGUAAUUUCAACAUAUGGAGUUGUGCGGAGUGAAUUCAAGAACUACCUGAAUCAGAAGGAAGCCCCACUGUUUGGGAUAAACUGGCUUCGCAUUGUGUUGGAUGAAGGACACAUAAUAAGAAACCCAAGGGCUCAGCAAACGAAAGCGGCGAUUGCCCUCAGAGCACAACGCAAGUGGGUUCUCUCAGGUACACCCAUCCAGAACAGGAUGCUGGAUCUGUGGCCGCUCAUCAGUUUCCUUAACGUGACACCUCUCAAUAAAAGGUACUGGUGGGACCGCCUGUUGUUUGAGGAACCCUUGCAACGUGGUCUGAAUAUAGCCUUUAGACUUGUCCAGCACCUGAUGGGUAACAUCGCUAUGCGAAGGACAAAGACCACCCUCGUAGAUGGAGAGCCCCUUGUGAAGCUGCCCAAGAGAGAAGUGUACAUUGAGCGAAUCAAGAUGUCAGACGAGGAGAGCAGGAAGUACAAGUCCAUGGAGGAGCAGGGGAAGAUCGAGAUAAAAGACUAUUUUCGGAACAACAUUCUAUUGAAGAAAUACUUUCUUGUGUUGGUGAUCAUCCUCCGACUGCGACAGAUGUGUUGUCAUAGCUACCUACUGGCCCGCAAUUCUGAUUGGAUACCAAGCGAAGAAUCGGAUUCCGAAGAGGAAGACUUCGAAAAGAAGCGUGAGACUCUGGUUAACAGGCUGAGGGUCGUCAGCGAGUCAGAUGAAGAGUGCUCUGUGUGUGUCGACGUCCUGAAGACUCCUGUGAUACUACCAUGUGCACAUUACUUCUGUCACAAAUGCAUCCUCAAAUACAUCAAACACAUGGAACAAGCAGAGAAGAGUGAUGCCACGUGUCCUAUGUGUCGUGUGCCUAUAGCUGCAGAUCAGAUAAUCCAACUUCCGGAACAGCCGGAACCUCAACACUAUGGUGACUGGAAGUCGAGUACAAAGGUGGACGCCCUGAUCACAGCCCUGGUGAAGCUAAGAAAUGAAGACCCAUCUGUAAAGAGUAUUGUGGCCUCGCAGUUCACCUCUUUCCUGACGCUUAUAGAAAAGCCACUUAAGGAACACAACUUCAAGGCUGUGAGACUAGACGGAACGAUGUCAAUUUCUCAGCGCCAGGAAGCUAUCCAGAAGUUCUCGAACCCUCAGCCUGAAUCUCCAACCAUCUUCCUCAUCUCCAUACGCGCGGGUGGCGUGGGCCUCAACCUGACUGCAGCAUCCAGGGUGUUCCUCAUGGACCCGCAAUGGAACCCGGCAGUGGAAGAACAGUGUUUCGACAGAUGCCACCGCCUGGGCCAAACCAGAGAUGUCAUCAUCACAAAGUUCAUUUGUGAGGACACUAUCGAGGAGAGAAUGUUGGACCUCCAGGAGAGGAAGAGGCUGAUGAUGCAGCAGGUUUUUAAGCCGCAGCAGACGGCAACACAGAGAAGGGAACAGCGGGCUCGUGACAUAACAACUGUCAUGAACAUUACAUCAUAGUACCCAGUUGGAGGAAGGACGUCUACCAAAAGUCGUCAACCAAAAACCCAGGGAACUACUAAUUAGACAUUUCUUUGAACACAUACAAGGAGACAUAAUUAGACAUUUAAGUAUUUCAACAUAUUGCAUUUUAUAAUUAUAGGCAGUUGUCAGCGUAGGGUUGUAUAUGCUAAUACUUUUGGGGGCAAAUUGUGUGAAUGGCAAAUACUAUCAGUGCUUGCCCUUUUCGCGAGCGUGUUGUGUCGUUGAUUGUCGGUUGUUCAUUUAUGAAAUUUUCACAACAAUGUUGCCCUUCAUACCAAGCGGAAUCUGUUUCUGGGGAUGGUCAAGGCUGGGUGAUCUUUGCACGGACGUUUGUAUGUCCGUAUAGCUACAAUAACCUACUAUAGUUAUUGAGGAAUUAUGUUAUCAAAUAUAUUACCAUGGUCGAAGUCAGUACAAACGUUAAUUCAGAAAGCAAUAAAGCACAUUCCUAGUAAACAUUUCCAUUUUGAAUUGAAAAAUCUUUCUCCCACAGUUCUGGUUAAAAUGUUUGAUUCUAAAAUAAAGCCUAUAAGUUUGUAUUGCUCACGAGAUUUUAGAUUGGCAGAAGUGGGGCAAAAUGAACAAUUUCACACAUAAUUUUGUAAAUUUGCAAUGGGAGUUGGAAAAUCAUCGACAUGCGCAGCUGUUUCAGGUGAGUGUGGACGUUUAAAUAUACUGAGAGAAACAAAUAAAGUAACACAGGAAAAUUCAGGUGUCAUAUUUUCAGGUUUUCAUCACCAGUUUUAAAUAGCACUGUGGGAGGAAAUCUGAAAACAAAUAUGUGAACACUGUCAUGAAGUGGUGUUCACUUAUUUGUUUCCCUCGGUAUAUUUAUUGAAUAGCUUCUACAAAUUGUGUCAGAUAUUAGUGUUAACUUGUAUACAAGCCUAAGAAUAGGUACUCAAAAUAAUGUUACACUAUCUUAAAGUGGUUAGAUCAACACGGUAGGAUUACAUGGGCAUAUUUAAAAAACCUACUUGACUUUAUUUGUUUAUCAGUGACUUUAGAAAAAGAAUUAAAGAUUGCAACAUCCAAAGAUGUAUUUUUCAAAGAUCAGUUGUCACUCGAAUUUAGACUUAUAAGCAGCUUAAGUCUACUUUCGCCAUGGAACAUAUUUAUUGAAAGUAUA
Haliotis rubra (blacklip abalone) is the source of this 4407-nucleotide messenger RNA. RefSeq names its product helicase-like transcription factor. Gene Ontology annotation, molecular function: ATP-dependent chromatin remodeler activity; ATP binding; metal ion binding. The transcript is spliced from 22 exons. NCBI's taxonomy places the organism in Eukaryota, Metazoa, Mollusca, Gastropoda, Lepetellida, Haliotidae. The coding region runs from base 93 to 3254 and encodes 1053 amino acids. The record is from RefSeq and is a predicted model, not a curated record.